Oncorhynchus kisutch (coho salmon) is the source of this 6302-nucleotide messenger RNA. Its product is annotated as rho GTPase-activating protein 7-like. NCBI's taxonomy places the organism in Eukaryota, Metazoa, Chordata, Actinopteri, Salmoniformes, Salmonidae. Gene Ontology annotation, cellular component: membrane raft; focal adhesion. Gene Ontology annotation, molecular function: lipid binding; GTPase activator activity; protein binding. Gene Ontology annotation, biological process: regulation of Rho protein signal transduction; actin cytoskeleton organization; signal transduction. The record is from RefSeq and is a predicted model, not a curated record.
UCCGAAGAACUAACCUCGGCUGUAACAGCCCAAGGACAGCACAGCGAUGGUGGCUCAAAGCUGGACACCAUCCAUGAGAUUAACCAAUCCGAAGCAGAGGACGACUCAGUCCCACUGGGGAGACAAGGGGCUUCAGUCAUGGGUAUACCCACCUCUCCAGCAGCCAGGCUGCCCAAUAUGGACACUCUCAGUCAACCAACGUGUCCUAAGGAGGUAAAUGAGCCCUUGCUGGAGAGAUGCCAUGGCAACCAAGCCCCUGUUAAACAAUUAGGUGAGUCACCUGUUUUAGAGGCAGCCUACGGUCAGAAAGAACCGGACAGGCCCGGUGAUGCACAAGCUGUAACGGAGGCGAUUGAGGAAGUAGCGCAUCCAGGUAACCACGGCAACACUCACCUUGGCGACAAGGCUUCAGACGUGAAGCGAGAGGCCAAAUGCGGGGAUGACAAGAGGGAGGACCAUGUGGUGAAACUUCGCGCUAGAAAGAGUUCUAGAGAGGAGCAGGAGUAUUCUCGUCUGGACUCCAUGGUGUUACUGCUGAUGAAGCUAGACCAGCUGGACGAGGAGAUCGACACGGCCCUCAGCGCCUCCUCCUCCUCCACCAUGGCCAUCACCCCCACCCUCAGGAGACACCAGCGAAGGGAAGUGGACUUCGACUCAGUAAAGCCCGUUGGGAGAGUGUCAAGCACUUCUCAGUCUGUGAAUACUCCACAACAGCAUCAAGUAUCCACUACUCUGUCCCCCGCUAUGCCGACUGCUGCUCCCGGGACCAAACCCAAGACUGGGAGCCUGUCUACCAUGCCCAAGACAACCCAAAGAAACGAGAUGGAGGCCAAAGAGGCGUGUACCUGGCUCCGGGCUGCCGGUUUCCCACAGUACGCACAGCUGUACGAAGAUGGCUUGUUCCCCGUUGAGAUUGUGUCUGUGACCAGGGACCAUGAUUUCCUGGACCGAGACGCCAUCGAGGCUCUGUGCAGGAGACUGAACACCCUCAACAAGUGUGCCCUGAUGAGACUGGAGAUCUCCCCACAGAGAAAGAGAAGUGAGGAUUCAGACGAGGAAGAGCCAUGCGCCAUCAGUGGCCUUUGGACCUUCCAGCGGGACAGCAAGCGCUGGUCUCGCCUGGAGGAGCUGGAUGUCUUCUUCCUCCCGGGUGGAAACCAGCCGCCCUUCACCCAGGUCCAGAGACCCUCGGCCGGUCAGGGGCAGCUCCGCGAGGGCCUGAGCUCGGAGAGUGUGCUGACGGAUCUCAGCGAGCAGCCUGAGGUGGCCUCGCUUCACAGCUGCGGGAGUGUGGGAGAGGGAGGGAUAGUCGAUGGUGCCACAUCUAGCGAUGCCACGCCAGCGGCGGGCGCCACCCGCGCCAACUCGAUGGCCAGCAUGUGCUCCUCCUCGGGCACGGGCGGGUCAUGCGGCACCACCGAGGACUCGCUGUCUGACGGGCAUCCACACUCACCAUUGGAGACGACCCAAGGUCACUUCUCCUUCGACGGCAAGCCCAGUGGAAUUGUGGGAACAGGAGGGAUAGAAGGAGGAGGGAGCGAGACUAGAGGAGGGAAGAGCACGCGCUCACGGGCCAAGAGUUUCCUCAAGCGCAUGGAGAGCAUCAGACUGAGGAGCGCCACUUCCAAUAGCAAGAAGAAGAACGGAGGCGGGGGAAGACCUUCCAAACUGGAGAUCAGCGGGCCGGUCAUCAAAGAAGGACUAGACGACGACAAGCUACGGCGCCUCAAUUGCGUUGACAUCUCCACCCUCAACCCGACCCAAACCAUGACCCUGAACUGUAACAGGAGCGUAUCCUACUCCACGCAGACCAGCAGUGGCAGCAUGGGGAGCUCCGGAAGCACGGGCAGUAGCCAAUCAGAAGCAAGCAGCGGAAGCACCGUUAGCACCCCGAGCCCGGUGACACGAACCCGAAGCCACAGCACCGCGGUGGGAGCCAGUAAGAGAGGUGGGAUGUACCUGGAAGGUUUUGACCCGUUAAGCGUGUUCCUACAGCCGCCUGGAGAACAACAACCCCCAGGUUCAACCCAACCCAAAACCAGACAGAAACCACCUCAGCAACAGCCUAGUAACCGGAUAGUGGCUGAGCAAAACCAAAGCAAGCGUGGUCGCCUCAACGGAGAGAGGGAGGAGGAAGAGGAGGAAGAAGGCGUGAUUUUCUUCUACCUUCCCGAAGGCCAUAAACCGGGCACAUUCCCCAAAGCGCUCGGCGACGGCAAACAACCACCGCAAAGUGGAAAUGCCGAUCCGCGCUAUCUCGGUAGUCGAUGCCAAACGCGUUGCGGCUCCACCGGCUCAGCGGACAGCCGCCUGAGUUUCUACGACAACGUGCCCAACGUGGCCUAUCAAGGUGAGGAAGACGAUGAAGUCAAUGAAGAAGGGGAGGGGCCAAAGUUGGAGGAUGUGCUGGAAUGUGUCAACGGCCUGCAGCGAUUCGUCAACGCCUGGACGGACAGGGUGGCAGCCGGGGAAGAGGAUGACGAAGAGGAAGAAGAUGAGGGGGAUUCGGAUUCGGCAUUGGAUUCAGCGUCUCCUUGUCCGUCCUCACCUUUGCAGAACCGGCUGGAGGAGACGGACAACGGGAGCGACCAGGACAGCACGGGUAACCCUCUGGGAGAAGGAGAGAGGGAAGAAGGAGAGGGGGAAGAAGGAGAGGGGGAAGAAGCCAUGAGGGAGAGGAGGGACUCCGGAGUGGGAGCCUCUCUCACCAGAUCUAACAGGCCUCAGAAACUGCGCUGGCCCAGUUUCCAGGCCUCCCACCGGCCCAGUCACUCCUGGGCCCAGCGGCAGAUGGGCUGCCAGUCAGUACUGCAGAUGAACCUGCUCCAGAAGCUCUGCCUGCUCCAGCUAACAGCCCUCCUGGAGAAACACACCCCCACCAACAAACACGGCUUCAGCUGGGCUGUGCCGAAGUUUAUGAAGCGGAUCAAGGUGCGGGACUACAAAGACCGAAAUGUGUUUGGAGUGCCUCUGCUGCUGAACGUCCAGCGUACGGGUCAGCCCCUGCCUCAGAGCAUUCAACAGGCCAUGCGCUAUCUACGCAGCCAAUGUCUGGACCAGGUGGGUCUCUUCAGGAAGUCGGGGGUUAAAUCACGUAUUCAGGCGCUCCGUCAGAUGAACGAAACAUGCGGUGCCGACGGAGGUGGAGUCAGUUACGAGGGCCAAUCAGCUUACGACGUGGCCGACAUGCUGAAGCAGUAUUUCCGGGACCUUCCAGAGCCGCUACUCACCAGCAAACUGUCUGAGACCUUCCUGCAGAUCUAUCAAUACAUGCCCAAGGAGCUGCGUCUUCAGGCUACGCGAGCGGCCGUGCUGCUGCUGCCAGACGAGAGCCGCGAGGCGCUGCAGACCCUCCUGUGCCUGCUGAGUGACGUCACCGCCGCCGUGGCAGAGAACCAGAUGACCUGCGCCAACCUGGCCGUCUGCCUGGCGCCUUCGCUCUUCCACCUUAACACGCUGAGACGCAAGGAGAGCUCCUCGCCACGGGGGAUGAACAGGAAGCAGCCGCUGGGUAAACCUGACCAGAGGGACCUCAACGAGAACCUGGCCGCCACCACCGGCCUGGCACACAUGAUCCAGGAGUGCAGGAAGCUCUUCAGGAUCCCAGAAGAGAUGAGUCGCUGCAGAAACUCAUACCAGGAGCAGGCCCUGACCCCCCUGAGGCUGGAGGAGCUAGGGGCUUCCUCUGGGGGGGGACCCAUGGGAUGCAGGACCUACCUCCAGGACAGCCUGGACGCCCUUCUCAAAGAGGCCAAGGACAAGUUCAAAGGUUAUGACAGCUGCUCCACGCCUGAACUCGCCGAGCUGGCGUACAAGAAGGUCCACGAUGGCUCACCGCUGCGCCUGUGGAAGGCGUCCGUGGAGGUGCCUGCGGGUCCUGAGGAGGUGUUGACGCGGGUCCUCCGGGAGCAGGGCCGCUGGGACGAGGACCUGAUGGAGAGCCGUGUGGUGGAGACGCUAGGCGAUCGCACUGAGGUGUACCAGUACACCAGGAACACCAGCCCCCACCCCACCAGAGACCACCUCGUGCUCAGGACGUGGGUGACAGACCUACCUAAGGGAGCGUGUGCGUUGGUGUGUACCUCAGUGGACCAUGACGGGGCAGCGUUACUGGGCGUGCGGGCCAAUGUGCUCACCUCACGCUACUUCAUCGAGCCAUGCAGCAGCAACAAGUCUCGCCUCACACACAUCUCCAGGGUCGACUGCAGGGGUCGGUUCCCAGAGUGGUACAAUAAACUGUAUGGACACCUGUGUGCCAGUGAGGUGGUGCGGAUACGCCAGUCCUUCACCACCCAGAUGGAUAAGUGAGGGCCAGGCAGCUCCACUUGACUUGGAGACCAAAGUCACAAGAAGGGGCGACACCCUGGAACCAGAAAGAGUCUCUAUCCACCCCCACCUCAGCCCCUAAUUCGCUACAGCCCUGAUGCUGGUUGGGGUUGACUGGGGGAGGACAACCCAUUGACUCAUUGACAUGAUUCAAGCUCUUGACAGACAUACCCUUGUGUCCUGGACAGAGAGACUUUGAACAGACUUUGUGGUCAUCCGUAGACUGUCAUCAACGGCCAGGUGGGGUUACUGCCUCCGAGGGGUCCUGCAAGGCCUGGAACGGCCAUGGACCCUCACAGUUCUUUCAGAGUUGUGUUAUGGUUCUUGUGCUAGGUGAUGUGUUGCGGGCGGCACGACCAAAGUAAAUGUGUCUGAAAUGGAAGUAUGGUGUCACUCAUCCAACAAGCAUAAUACCUUUACAGAGAGGAUGUGACAUCACCGUCAGAGGAUGUGAUGUCACGGAUUAGUUAAAAGAGAAUCUAUAGGGGAGGGGGGCUUCUGAUAAGAGAGAAGGUUGGUGUGUGGGUGUGAUGAAUGGUUGAUUAAUUUCAUGCACUGGCUCCCAGCUGCAAUAUAGUGUGUAUAUACUAUAUCCUGCAUCUGUUCAUGUUGCUUUUUCCUGUUUCCUCUCUCUCUCUCUGUGUGUGUGUGUGUGUGUGUGUGUGUGUGUGUGUGUGUGUGUGUGUGUGUGUGUGUGUGUGUGUGUGUGUGUGUGUGUGUGUGUGUGUGUGUGUGUGUGUGUGUGUACUCGUGCACAAGUGUUUUUAUCCUGUUACAGCGGAGGCAAUGUCCACGACAUUGUUUUCAGGAAGAUACUGUAUUUUUCGACGGACGGAUGGAUAAUAUGGGCUAAUAGUUGUGUGAAUGUAUUGAAAAUAUGCAAUAUCUGAGUUUGUAUUGAUAAGUGGGGUAUGGUGAGUUGAUAGUUGGUUAAAUGGCAUUAGGGAAAGCUAGUAUAGAGUGGGUUUAAAGGAUGGAACAGAAGCAAAAUGGUGGCUGGAACACCAAUUGGUUGAGAGGGUUAAAGUCGCCCCCAAAACUAAAAUGGAGACUUAGAUUCUGAUGGACCAAGCUUAAAGAAAGCAGACAGUCACAGAACAUUUUGAUUGAUUCCACUGCUUAAAAGAGCAUCGAGAAUACACAACAAUCAACAGGGCUAGGAUUCCAAAAUGGCCGCCAUUUGUAGGCUAAACGUUGAUGGAAGGAACACUUCAGGUUGUUACUUUUGUAGUACGAUGUACAAGAGCAGUCAAGGUGGUCUUCUGCUUCACAGAAGAAAAACCUGGGGGGAAAGAAAUAGAAAAGAAGAGAAGAAAUGAAUAGAAAACAAAGAAAAGAGAAGGUCCUUUUAUAAAGGUGUGGGAUUUUACAGGUUUUACUGUAAAUAGAGGAGGAGACAGUGCAGGGAAUGUCUGUCUGUCUGUCUGUAAGUCUGUCUGUCUGUCUGUCUGUCUGUCUGUCUGUCUGUCUGUCUGUCUGUCUGUCUGUCUGUCUGUCUGUCUGUCUGUCUGUCUGUCUGUCUGUCUGUCUGUCUGUCUGUCUGUCUGUCUGUCUGUCUGUCUGUCUGUCUGUCUGUCUGUCUGUCUGUCUGUCUGUCUGUGUUACCUUAAAUGAAGUAUAAGACUAAUAGUAACCAAGUACACCUUCAUCCGGGCCGGAUUUGGGCCCCGUGUUAAAACCUAUACGUUCUCUGUUCAGUGUGUGACUCAUUUGCUAAGUGUUGUGUUGUAUUGUUAAACGUGUGUGUACAUUAUUUGUACGCCGUCAGAUAUGAGUAACGCAUGACAAUGACAUUUAAUUUAAAAAUAUAUUUAUACCUCAGAUAUGUUUUUUUUGUACCAUGUUUAUUUUAUUGUAAAUGUUACGCUUAAGUUACAGAAAUGUGUUUUAUAUUUUGUAUUAUUAAUAUUAUUUCUGUACAGAUUAAUCACAGUCACAUGCACUAUUAAAUGUAUUAAACAAAGAGUGUUGUCUUA